UUAUCCUUGAUUCGUCAGCGUUAUCUCCCUCCAAAUCGACCUCUCAAUUUAGUCCUCUUUCCCAUCGCUGCCGGUAGUUCCACGGUGGCCGGAUGCGCAACACCACGCUGGCUGUGCACUCUCAUCACGCUCGUCUCGCUCUCACGAAGGUUCAUUCCACACCAGUGCUUAGCAAGAUAUUAUAUGUUUGUGUUUCAUGUGGAGUGUGAAUUUUUGUAUACCAAAAUUCAUUUUGCUAGAAGCUGAUUGAUAGAGAAGAUUGAAGGAAGGGGUCGAAAGAAGAAUUGGAAGUAAUGUCUGCGACACUAUUGUCUUAUUGCAAUCCAAGGUUAGAUUGUAAUUACGGGAGGAUGAAUACGGAACGCACUGCAUUCGUACACUUGCGGCCUAUUGGAAGGAGAAGCAAUGGGUAUCGCAAGCUUACUGUGUUUUCCGUUACUGAAGGGUCUGCAAAAUCGAGCGAGUCUGAAGAAACAAUCCCUUCCUGGGCUAAACCUGAUUCGGAGGAGCCUCCUCCUUGGGUAAGGGAGGAAGGCAAAGAAACUGGAUCCCAACUGGGAUUUCAGGUCCCUUUCUACGUUUACUUACUCGCCUCAUCUAUCACUGCAAUUGCCGCUAUAGGCUCAGUAUUUGAGUACGUCAACCAGAAGCCUGUGUUUGGAAUCAUAAACUCAGACAGCAUAUUUUACGCUCCAUUGCUUGGAUUUUUCGCAUUUACGGGCAUUCCCACUGCUGGAUUCCUUUGGUUCAAAUCUGUGGAAGUUGCCAAUAAGGAAGCUGAGGAUCAAGACAGAAGGGAUGGUUACUUGUAGAACAAUUGUUGUCCUUUGGAUGUAACGAUGCUGUUUAUAUUACUUCUUUGUGAACUGUAUAUUCCCUGUGAGCAUGCUACACGGUGCCACCGAUGUUCUCAAAACCAGACUUCCCUGUGAUCAACUAUACUGCAAAUAGAUACUUUGCUGCACCAAUUCAAAGACUCUUUGACAUAUUCUCUCA
Molecule: messenger RNA, 996 nt
Organism: Cucurbita moschata (crookneck pumpkin)
Lineage: Eukaryota; Viridiplantae; Streptophyta; Magnoliopsida; Cucurbitales; Cucurbitaceae
Exons: 4
Coding region: 294-812 (172 amino acids)
Source: RefSeq, a predicted model, not a curated record